Messenger RNA from Penicillium daleae, 546 nucleotides. RefSeq names its product cupin domain-containing protein. The transcript has a single exon. Bases 1 to 546 code for a protein of 181 amino acids. NCBI's taxonomy places the organism in Eukaryota, Fungi, Ascomycota, Eurotiomycetes, Eurotiales, Aspergillaceae. The record is from RefSeq and is a predicted model, not a curated record.
AUGUCUUCUCAAACUUUGCAGCAAAUCUCCACUCUCCCUCAGCUUACAAAGUUCGUGACAGGCCAUGAUGAAUAUGGCAGGUCUGAAAUUCAUGAAUCCUCUGCCUUCACAUGGUCCAGCCACGACGACAACAAGAUGGGCUUUAGUGUAGCCUAUACCACUUCUUCGUCUCCGGCAGUUUUAACGAACAACGCCGACCUCGAGGCCCACAAACAGACUAUGACUAAGGGAUUAGGAUUGGUAAAUCCGAAGGGCUCGGUUGUUCGGUGUGUGGACUUUGCGCCAGGCUAUUCCUGCUCGAUGCAUCGGACGAAGAGUCUGGAUUACGGCGUCGUCUUGGAGGGUGAAAUCGAGAUGGUGUUAGACUCCGGAGUCUCCAAGCUGCAUCGGGGUGAUAUUGCAGUGCAAAGGGCUACAAACCACCAAUGGAGAAAUACAUCGUCCACUAAUUGGGCGCGGAUGAUGUUCGUACUGCUGGAUUGUGAGACUGAUAUGAAGGAAGAUCUCGGCGAGGGUGUUGGAGGAUUGCUACCCAGCGGAAAUUAG